Schistocerca piceifrons (Central American locust) is the source of this 1950-nucleotide messenger RNA. RefSeq lists its product as uncharacterized. The record is from RefSeq and is a predicted model, not a curated record. The coding region runs from base 1 to 1950 and encodes 649 amino acids. NCBI's taxonomy places the organism in Eukaryota, Metazoa, Arthropoda, Insecta, Orthoptera, Acrididae. The transcript is spliced from 7 exons.
AUGACGGUAACGUGCGACACGCUGGAGCAGCCGUCCGCCGCGGUCUCAGCCGCGCAGCGCCUGGCAGCCCGCAUCUGGGACUCCGGACUGACGCCGCCGCCAGCAGCUGGAGCGGAGGAGGGAGGGGUGUGCGCCGGCGCCCUGGCGCAGCUCCGCCGCCUCACGAAUGGCGAAUCCAGCGAACUCGUCAAGGAGCUCGACUGCCGCAGCCCUGAAGUCUGUAUCGACUCCUGCUCUAUACCGAGGUUGAACGACAUGGAUUGGAGCAUGACAGUGCUGCAGACGGAUGAUCUGAGGCAUCAUGUCGUGUCCCAGUCGUGGCACGCUGUUCGGCGCACUGCAAGAGCCGUGUUCGCCAGGGAAAAAUGUGAGGACCACCAUCGACCUGAUUUUAACCGGAGGGACUUGAACAAAACUGAGCUGCAGGCCCAGGCGGCUGUUUUCCGGGAACGACUCUCCAGCUACUGGCGGGACUUGGCGCAGCUGCUCUCACUCAUGGCGACGCACGCCUCGCAGCUGUUGGUUCCCCUCGCAUUCGAAAGUAUGGGUAACCACACGAGUGAUCAGCAACUCCACGGUUGGAUUAAGGACGUGGAACGUGUGAAAGACAUGCUGCACACGAAAUUAACAGGAAUGCUACACGACACGCAACACGUCAUCAAACAGGUGGAGCACUACGAGAUGGAAGAAGACAAGAACAGGACAGGGCACUUGAUAAUCAGGCGGCCGCUGUUGAGUGAACGCCUGCUGCGCUAUCAGCCGUGGAACCUCUCCUUUGACGACGACUUCAGUGCGCUGUGCAAGGAGCGGCAGCCAGAGGCGUCGCAAAUGUUCAGCCUCGCUGCCACACUGUACGCCGUCUAUCGUGCCUACUGGUACACUGCAGCUGAGUACAUCGAUUCAUUCGACGAAGAUGAUUUCAAGACUGUAGAUGAGGAGUGGCAGCUGGAGGACAGAAGCCAUGAGACGCUCUCUGUGGACACUGACUGUGUGCAGCUGUUGGCGAACGCCCUCGACCACCCCACGUGUCCACUGGAAGACCUGCCACCGGAAACCAAAAACCUGCGCGAGCGGUGCCGCGAGCAGCUGUGGGACGACAUGGUGCAGAGGUGGCCCCACGUACCCGUCACCAGCUACCUGGCCUACACGCAGAGGGCGGACGUCAGCCUCUGCCUGCUGGCCUGGAUGGCGGUCAACUCGUACGGCAUUUGUCAGGACGUCCCGUUCAGCAUGAUACAGUCCGUGCACGAUGCUCGCUGCUAUUUCGAUAGUCCUGGUGAUCAAUUAUGUCUGCAGUCGAGCACUACAGAUGCCAUCUGUUCUGUUUCCAGAGCUAUUCUGUUGCUGAAGUGUCGCGAUUUUUCCUCCUUUAAGGCUUCUGAUAAUUGUACGCUCUUUUAUUACCCAUUUCAACUGAUCCCAGUUAGAUAUGCUAAAUCUAGCCGCAUACUGGAUCAAAAGCUAACAGAAGAAACACUGAACUACAAAAACAGUUUAAAUAACGCUAACUUGAGAUACAAGGAUUUCAAAAUAGACAGCUUGAAGCCUUUAGAAAUCUCAUUUAUACUGAUAAAUAUCAUUUUCCGUUUUUCGACUGCCGGAGUAUACAUGUACCUUCCCCAGUUACGUAACUUGCCUGGAAAGAUAUUCUUGUCCUUUCAGAUCACGUGCAUAACCCAGAUCCUGUGUUCUGAGGUCGUGUAUCGUAUGGCAGGCGUCCCUGACUUACCUACAGCAGUGCUGAUAGACAGCGCCCUCACACUUCUCAGCUGUAUCUGGCUGAACUCAUUCUGCUACCACAUGUAUGCUUGUGUUCGCCAUCUCAGGCUUCCUAACCACCUACUACCUGCUGAAAGCGGCGCUGGUGCCACCGGCAGUGCGAGGCACCGCCGCGCGGGCCGUGCGGGGGCGGGCCCCGCUACGCACCGCACGCACCCGCGUCCCUUGUGA